GAACAUUAUCCUUUUGGAACUUUGCUUUCCCAUCAAUAUGUCUGUCCAAGGACUCCAUGUAGGAACAUUUUCCGUGAUAGUACUUGUUGCACUAUGCUCAUGCCGACCUGUGGUCGGUUCAUCACUCCUUGAAUGGAUGGGUAUAAGCAGCGGGUCAGACACCACUGGGAAUGAAGUUACUGUCCAGGAUGGCACUCCUCUUCUAAAAGUCCCCUUUGAGGAGGCAUCACCAGAGGACAAAUUUUUAAGAGAAGCUGAAAAACUAGUUGGUUUAAAAACAUCACAGUUGGACACAUGCCAACAUAAGGUUGUAAUGAAGAUUCAGUCAUCUUGUGCCUCUAUAUCAGAGGAAGAGUUAGCAAAGUUAAGUGUCAAUCUCUUGAACUGCCAGUCAGCAGUUGAGGGCCGACAACAGUUUCCUUGCACUGAGAAGAUGUCACUGCGUGAUUGCACCAAUAAAAUGGAUUCUGAUAUGUGGAACACAUACCAUUUGAUGAAUAAUCGAGCUAGAGCAGUUUGUUAUGCUGCACGUCACCAGCAAUUCCGCGCCCUUUCUGAAAUGACAGUCAACAGGCUCAUGAGAACAGCAAAUGAGCAGUUACAGACAAUGGAUUUAUUGAGAGAUGGUCAAACAAAACUUGAAUCUCUUACUAGUGGCACUUUGGAAUCAGUUUCAAAGGGUCAUCAAACAUUAUUAGCUGAACAAGAAAAGCUUCGAUCAACACAGCAAAGUGUCCAUGACUUUGUUGCCCUCAACUUACGAGAGUUGACAAGAGAAAAAGCACUCAUAGCUGCAGGACAGAGAGAACUAUCUUUGAUGACGAAAGAAGUUAAAGCCAAACUUGAUGAUGCAAGUCUUCAACUGUCUAAUCAUGCCUCUGAGCAUCAACAAAAUCACUUGCAAGUUUUAGCUGAUUUGGAAAAUCUUCAGCGCAAAGCAUUUGAAAUUUGGGAUCAUGUUGAUCACAGCACCAAGCAAAUCUUAAGUCAGCAUGCAGAGGCUGCUGAUGAUUUGGAGAAAAUGCUCAAUAACAUGGCUAAAAUUAAUUCCUCAAUUGAGUACCUCUUAAAAACUGUAGAAAGAACUCGCUCUGAGAUUGACGAAAGGCUUGGCUGGAUCAUCAAGUUUAUUACUGAAUCAGGCGACCAAUUAGAGUGGAUGCAGCAAUGUGUUGCUCACGGUCUCUUCCUUGUUCUUGGAAUGAUUGCAACAUCUUUCAUCCAAGCCCCAUCUGCAGUUCGUUGUGCUCUCAUUCUUCUAGUGCCUCUGAAUCUGGCCUUAACAUCAUAUGAGGGAGCUGAUGGAGCUCUUGAUUUCUCUGGCCUCACUCUUCUUUUAAUAUUGUUUAGUGGAGUUAACUGGCUCUUAAGCUCUAUUCAUGAGUGGUUCAUUGCCCAAGGCAAUUUCUCAAGGCUCGCACCUGUUAGUUAUGCUCCUCUUCAGAAUGGUACUAGUCUGAACGGUCAGGUCCCUACCCAAGGCGCCACUGAAGCCAGCAAUAAUCUUGGCUUUGUUGAUUCCUGCUUGCUGCAGCUAUCUUCUACUUACAAUAUUUCCAAAAAUAAAAUAUCUGAGACUUCAGCAAAACUUUCAUCAGUGCUGCAAAAUUUAAUCGGAAGGCGGAAAGAAGAGAGAACACCUGUUAAUGUGUCAAUUAUCAGCAAUGACGAGGUAGAUGAAGGAGAUAACAGUGACAAUGAGGGCUCUGUGGAACAAGAAAUACGUUUAUCUUCUCGAAGAUUACUGCCACAGGCAAGAUUGUAUAACACAUCAGUAUUGCGCUCCGAUUCACCUGCAAGUAGUCGCAGUUCUAGAAGUUUCACACCAUCCAGGUCAGGAAGAAACUACUGUCAGAGAUUUACUCUAAAUGGAAACCCUUGUAAAAAACUAGCAUUGCCUGACAUGGACACCUGUCAUACACACUCUCUCUCUUCACCCGCAAGAGGUUAAUUAUGAUCUCCAACUGAAAGGCAACGUACAGAAAAUUUCAUAUGUUUUUUGACUUUUUUUUUUAAGUGACUAACUUAGCGUGUUACAAUUUUUCUGAUGUGAUUAGAAGUUGGUUUUGUUGUGAUUUUUGAAUUCAUUUACUGGGCUAACAAUAGACUUAUUUAUAAUUGCACUAUUGGUGUUACUUCUUAAAAUAUAUUGUGAUGUUAUUGCAUUGUUGUCUUAACCAUUAGUCUUUUGAACCUACUUAGUUUCCUUAUGAAUGGUUACAUUGGCAUGCAGGUAUUCUAUGUUCCUUGUCCGCCUGUAGAUAUUUUGACUUUUAUUGAUUUUCAAUAAGCAGCUUCAUUUCCAUCUAACUAAGUUUGGAUUGCCUUUUGUACAUAAUGAAUUGUUUAAUUUUAUUGUUCCUAUGUAUUCCUACAUAAGUGGAAGUGGAAGCAAGGGAAACGCUCUCUUAUAUAGUUUUAGGUGCUUUUGAGGACCCAUAUGCAAAAUUUUUAGAAAACUUGUUAAUACAUACACAGUUUUAUCUCAAUUGUUUGCAAUUCUCUCUAGUCAAGAUACUGCAAUAGAGGACUUUUAAGUAGAACCAUAUUCCGAGUUGUAAGCUAUACUAUACCAAAGCUUCAAAGUGCAUUACUGUUUUCCUUCAGAGUCCAAAUUAAAAUCAACAACAAAGAAGAGACAGUUUUAUUGUACAGGUAUACAAUACAAACAGUUAAAACUGUACAGUUUUUUUUUUGUCAAGAAUCUGUAAUUUUAAGGAGAGUACUGCUAGCCUUCUAAAUAUUUUGAAAGCAUUGUCAUAACAUAGGCUUAAGGAAAGAGUUACCUGUUUUAAAAGUGUGCUGUGACGUAGCUAUCAAACUAGCUGUAUGUUUGAUCAUAAUGAUCAUUGGGGUUUGUGUGCUGGUUUUUUUUAGACCAAAGGGUAGAGAAGUUGGCAUCACGGUGAAGGAAAGACUAAAAAUUUGGGUCCAGUUGGUCACUGACACCAAAUCCCCUACCCUCUGGUACAAAAAAAGACUUCUGUAGUUAAGUUUCCAAAUGUGCAUAUCAUAUUGUAGAACGCAGGUAACAUUUUAAAUUUUUAAUAAGGUUUUUAAGGUACUAAUAUACUUCUUUUUAAUGACUGUGUCAAACAAAUUCAUAAAAUAUAAACAGCUGGUUGUUAAGAAAAAUCUGCAUACUGUUUUUCCUAUGGAGACUUUUUGGUAGGUAUCUAGUUUUAUGUGUUAUUUUAAAACCUCCAUGUACUCUGUAUUAAAAUGCCCUCUUGCUGUGAAGAUAAUUUAUUUUUAGCCUAGAUGACAUCUAAUGUUUCAUGCAAGUAUGUUUCAUGUUCUCGUUUUUAUUUUUGGUACAAAAUCUGUUUAAGCCAAGACUGCAAGAUAACAAUAAAUUUUUUCCUUGAAAAAUAA
Messenger RNA from Frankliniella occidentalis (western flower thrips), 3375 nucleotides. Its product is annotated as protein brambleberry. The record is from RefSeq and is a predicted model, not a curated record. NCBI's taxonomy places the organism in Eukaryota, Metazoa, Arthropoda, Insecta, Thysanoptera, Thripidae.